AUGACGCUCCCAAAUCGACCUGGUUACGUUCCAGGGCAGCAACGACGUGUUUACUCGGAUACGAAAGUGGCCGUGACGAUGAUACCCGGAGCACUACCACGUCGAGUACAAGGGGAAAAGCCAAUGGACGGGAGCGAUCCAGAGCCGAUGCAGCGGGAGCUAAAGGAGAUGCUGAAGUCGCUGGCUCCUGGACAUGAAGGAGCGAUGGCGAUGCAGUCGAUUCCGACCUCGGAAGAGAGUUUGGCGUACGUGGGGCACUGCCGCACGCAAUUGCUGGACGACCAGGUGUUCCAGGAGAGCGGGAGUUUCCAAGGACUGCUCAUGCUGGCCAACAAUUCGGUUCUGGACGUUGGGUCGAUUGCAGGUGAUCCCUUUGAUGCAGUGAUUGAGCAGAUGCCACCAAGUCCGUCACCUUUGCCAGUUCUUGGUGCGUCCAGCGAUGGAUACGAUGCUGGUGGUGACCCGAGUCGGGUGCAGUACAUGGAAGCAGACUGGUCGUUGCAGACCAUGGCCCGUGCAGCAAGUGAAGUGGUGAAGGACCCAACGGUCGGUGCUCGCUACGAGCAUGCAGCUCACCAGCUGCACGAAUGGGGUGAACGACGCAUGGUGCAGCAACAGCAGCUGCAAUCCCCACCGAGUUCGGCAAGUGCAGCUACGGGGGGCAGCUCGUUGCCAAUGUCGCUGGCGGGGAUCUCACCGUAUGCUAUGGAGCUCGCGGCUCGUAAUAAUUUGCCGAAGAAACGCUCGAGUCUCUCGAAAGUAUCCAAGAAGUUGAUGCACGACUGGUUUGAACACAACUUGCACCAUCCGUAUCCGACCGAAGAGGAGAAGGAUUGGCUUGCUCGAAGAGGGGGCAUCACGUUGGAGCAGGUCAACAACUGGUUCAUCAAUACUCGCGGGAGAAAGUGGAAGCCCAUGCUCAAUCGACUUAUGGCGGAGAAACAGGCGGGAGCUUGCAAGUUGUACGACCAAAUGGUGGAGAAGAUCGAGGAGCCUUACCACAAGUUCUAG
Molecule: messenger RNA, 1011 nt
Organism: Peronospora matthiolae
Lineage: Eukaryota; Oomycota; Peronosporomycetes; Peronosporales; Peronosporaceae
Source: the annotation of a GenBank genome assembly